AUGAAGUUCUCCACACAAUUUCUACUUCCUUUCUUCCUCGCUCUUGCGCCUUCAGCUUUGGCUGCUUCACCAAGCGAUCUUCAAGCGCAAAUCGGCCACCAUGUCAUUUUUUCUUACGCCGGCGUUGAGCCGCCAGCCCAUCUCCUCGGGUUGAUCAAGGAAGGCAAAGUCGGCGGUAUCAUCCUUUUUGGCGAAAAUGUCGACGACAACCUCGUAGCCACAGUCGACAACCUCCAGGAAAUCUACAAACAAAGUCCGUACUAUUCAGGCAGUCCAUUAUUCAUCAUGACCGACCAAGAAGGCGGAAAAGUACGUCGAUUGGCCGGCGGACCAGAAGAGAGCGCAAAGCAAAUCGGCCAAUCCGCCGAUCCAGAGGCCGCAGCAACACAGAUGGGCAAAGAUGCCGCAACCACCCUCGAAGCAUUCAAGAACAACGUCAAUCUAGCACCAGUAUUGGACGUGUAUCGCGAGGCGGGAGACUUCGCAGAUAGCGCCGAACGCUCCUUCAGCAACUCCUCCCGCGUCGUCGCAACAUGCGGAUCUGCAUUCAUCGCCGCACAGCAAUCUACCAAUAUCAUCGCAUCUGCCAAGCACUUCCCCGGUCUUGGUGCCGCACACGCAGGCGAGAAUACAGAUAUGAAGCCCGUUACUAUUGACCUGACCGUCGAAGAAUUGCGCAAGGUCGAUAUGGCGCCGUAUAGGGAUGCUAUCGCGGCAGGUGUGGACAUGGUCAUGACUUCGUGGGCUAUUUAUCCUGCUUUGGAUCCGACAUAUCCCUCCGGAUUGAGCAAGACUAUCAUUCAGAAUGAGUUGCGUGGAAGACUUGGUUUCAAGGGUGUUACUAUUACUGAUGCUAUUGAGGCGGGAUCGCUGGAGCCGUUUGGUGAUCAGGCUACGAGGGGUUUGAUGGCUGCGCAGGCUGGUGUUGAUCUUUUGCUUGCGGCUAAGAGGGAUGUCACGCAGGGAGAAGAGAUUUAUAAUGCUUUGGCUGCUGCGUUGCAGGAUGGGUCUUUGGAUGAGGCUGCGUUUGCUGCUGCGACUGAGAGGAUCUUGGAGGUUCGGAAGAAGCUUGUACUUGUUUAG
Molecule: messenger RNA, 1083 nt
Organism: Penicillium griseofulvum
Lineage: Eukaryota; Fungi; Ascomycota; Eurotiomycetes; Eurotiales; Aspergillaceae
Product: putative glycosyl hydrolase
Exons: 1
Coding region: 1-1083 (360 amino acids)
Biological process (GO): carbohydrate metabolic process; peptidoglycan turnover
Molecular function (GO): hydrolase activity, hydrolyzing O-glycosyl compounds
Source: RefSeq, a predicted model, not a curated record